AUGAUUCCAGGAACAAAUAAUUCAAGUAAAAUUCAAGAUGAUAAUAUAGAUGAAUCACUAUCUGAGAAUAAUUUCAUUGAUAAAAUUAAAGAACUUCAAGAAGAAUCACAAGGAAGGUCACAAGAAAGACUACAAGAAAGACCACAAGGAAGAAUUAUACUUGAAAUAGAUGAAUUAGAAAUGAGUGAACAAGAAAAAAAUGAGUCAGAAAAUAAGAUCAAUAAUACUAUAACAUUAAUUAAUAAUUUUUCUAAUCCAGAGACUCAACAAUUGAUAUUUAAUAUUGAAAAAUAUAUUUAUAUAAUUGAUCAACUAGCUAGAACAGAGGAUAUAUUAACAGAAAAUAUUAUUAUCAAAAUAGCUAUUAAUGAAUUUUACAAUAAUAAUAAAACUGAUGAUGAUAAAACUGAUGAUGAUAAGAGAUUACUAUCAUCUCCAAUAACUGUUACAGAGGCUAUUGAAGUAUUGAAAAAAGUUAUAAGUUAUCAAAAAAGUCUUGAAGUUAGAAAGGAAUUUAAUAAGAAUGAAUUAAAAAUAUUGUGA
This is a messenger RNA of Diversispora eburnea, 543 nucleotides long. NCBI's taxonomy places the organism in Eukaryota, Fungi, Glomeromycota, Glomeromycetes, Diversisporales, Diversisporaceae. The record is from the annotation of a GenBank genome assembly.